UGCUCUCCUCCUAAAUCACUUUUCCAUCAGUCAUCUCUGGGGUGAAUCCAUUCACUCCUGAGUUCUUGGCGUAGACAGGAUGAAGUCAAAAAAGUUGUCAUCUCUGGAGGCAGUCUUGAUUGCCCUUUUUGUGUUGAUGACCGCAGUCUGUGUUGCAUUAAUAGUGGUGAAUUUUCUUAAGGAUUCAAAAUCAGAAGACAAUGACUGCAGUUCCAUAUAUCAUCUCUCUGGAUCUUCGGGAAGCUUUUCCAGUUUAAAUUACCCUUCAAGCUAUGAGAACAAUAAAAUAUGUGCGUGGGAAAUAACAGUUCCUGAUGGCAAACUAGUCCACUUGUGGUUCACAGAGUUCCAGGUAGAGAGCAGCACACUUUGUAGUUCAGAUCACAUCACUGUUGAAGAUAAUGUGGGCGUUCUGGGCACAUACUGUGGGCACUUAACUCCUGGUCCUAUAGUUUCAGUUGGAAACAAGCUUUUUGUAAAAUUUACUACUAAUGAUAAAACAUCAGACAAGGGAUUUCGGGCAAGUUAUGAGGCUGUGGAUCCAAACAAGGUGUCAGAUAUUGUGGGAGGAGGAGGCAUUUUACAAGGCAACACUGGGGAGUUCCAGUCCCCAAGCAUAUAUCGAAGCUCGAAUGAUGUUCUGUAUCAGUGGAAAAUCACAGUUGAUACUGGCUACAGAGUUAAGUUAUCCUUUACAACAUUUGACCUUGCAACUGCAGGAUCAGUUGGAUGUACAGAGAUGGUUGAAGUUUUUGAUGGAGAAGAGAAAGGAGCACAAAAAUUAGGACACUUUUGUGGAAAAGAAAUUCCUGAUCCUGUUGCUUCUUCUGGAAACAGAAUGAUUGUCCGUUAUAGACCAAAUCCACAAGGGACUCGAGGAAUAUUCCAUGCUAAAUACGUUGGAUUUCAAGGGAGUGUUAUUCCAACUACUAACACUUCUGCCUCCACUACUACCACUUCUGCUUCCACUACUACCACGUCUGCCUCCGCUACUACCACGUCUGCCUCCGCUACUACCACUACUGCUUAUAUUGAUUCUGGUUGUGGAAGCAAUUCUCUACAAGUAGGUCGUAAAGGCUUACUUCAUUCCAUGAACUAUCCAGACCCCUACCCUUCGAAUCUCCACUGUAGCUGGGUUAUCUCUGUUACUCCUGGUUUUCUUAUUAAACUGGCAUUUACCCAAUUUGCUGUGGAUGGGGAACUAGGAUCAUGCAAUGACAAACUGGAGAUAUCUGAUAGUGCUGAUUCCAUAGGGACUUACUGUGGGUAUUUGAAGCCUCCUACGAUCAUCACCUCCAGCAACAAACUGUUCCUGAAUUUUUCUACAGACACUGUGAGAUCAGAUCAUGGAUUUGAAGUCAAAUGGCAAGAGGUCUAUCCGGAUGACAUUGAAGAAAUUCAGUCCUGUGGUGGGAGCUCCACUGAAGAGAAUGGUGUUUUUACAUCUCCAAACUGGCCCUAUUCUUAUAAGCCCAACCAGCUGUGUCUCUGGCACAUACAGGUUCCCCAAGGAAAAAGGGUGACCAUUAAAUUCUCUAAUUUUAACAUGGAAGAUCCAGACCUGACCACCAAAUUGUGCUUCGAUUAUGUAGCUGCGUAUGAAGAGGUUUCAGAAAAGACAGUAAAAUACGGUCCUUUCUGUGGAAUUCCAAUCCCAAGCACCAUUUCUAGUCAGAGCAAUAUCAUCACAAUCAGAUUUUCUAGCGACCUCUUCACUGAAGGAUCAGGAUUCCGAGGCUACUGGACUACCAAUCCAUUGCAGGCACCUCCCACAGAUGCACCGGAAACACCCAACCCUUGGGAUAAUAUAACAAUCGAAUGGCCAUCCAAGUGUGGACUGCCCACUUAUCCCCCCCAGAUCAAUACCAGAAUAGUCAAUGGAGAACGUGCUGUUCCUCACACCUGGCCUUGGCAAGUGUCCAUGCAGGUUUGGCCAAGUUCUCGUAACGAAACCAUUUUCUUCCACACAUGUGGCGGCACUCUCAUCCAUAAGAACUGGGUCCUCACAGCAGCCCACUGUUUUAUUAAUUAUGCAGAUGAGUUAUAUCGCUGGCAAAUGUGUAUUGGCAAACAUAACCUAACACUGGUGGAGCCAAAGGAGCAAUGCUUCAAAAUUCUUGGCAUCUACCGCCAUGAAGGCUUUGGCUACCCUGCCGUUCUAGGACUGGAGUAUGAUAUUGCCUUGGUCAGGCUGGAUGGUGAGGUGGUGGCUAAUGAUGUUAUCGAUUUUGCCUGUCUUCCACCAAAAGAUCAGGUCUUAGCUGAAAAUUACCGAUGCCAUGCAACUGGAUGGGGAGACGAAACAGGAAAUUCAACGGCUCCCAAAGCUGCUGAGGCAUUAAAUCAAGUGGUACUACCUGUUAUUGGUUAUGAAGUUUGCAAAACUCCUCAGUAUUGGUGGUUCCAAAUAAAGGAAUCUAUGAUCUGUGCUGGUUAUGCUCUCCCUGAUGAGCUUAAGUCUGUAUGUCAGGGGGAUUCUGGUGGACCACUUGUCUGCCCUUCAACUACCAACAGCUCAAUCUGGGAAAUUCAUGGAAUUACCAGUUUUGGCCCUAUAGGGUGUAUUAUGGAUAAAAAACCUAGUGUGUUCACCCGUGCAUCUGCUCAUCUUGACUGGAUAGACGACACCAUCAAAAAGAAUAUAUUUGAUGUAUACUCAUCUGGCUGUUACAGCCCCAAAGACCUGAGUGACAGCAAGGGCACCUUCCAGUCAAUGAGUUAUCCUUCCUUCUACAAGAACGAUGCAAGCUGCCUUUGGAAUAUUGUAGCCCCAGCAGACAAAGUCAUUCAUCUUCAUUUCAGCAGUUUCCUACUUGAGCAAAGCACUGCCUGCAACAAUGACAGAGUCAUUAUCUCAGAUGAGCUUAGUAGCCUUGGUGCACACUGUGGAGCAUUUACGCCAAGAGAUCUUGUUAGUUACAGCAACACAUUAUCAGUGACAUUUAUUUCCAACAACAGGGUAGUGGAUACUGGAUUUUCUGCAACCUGGGAAUUUGUGGACCCCAUUACUAUUCCAAGCAUUACUUCUUGUGGAGGUCAUUUCAGCUCUGACAAAGGGGAGCUUAUGUCACCAAACUGGCCUAAUGCCUCCUACCCUGCAAGCCAAGCCUGCACGUGGAAAAUUAAUGUUCAGACUGGCAAACAAAUCCAUUUUGUCUUCAAAAACUUUGCACUGCAGGUUGCAAAUUUCUCAGGGAGCUGCCAGGACUAUGUAGAAAUUUUUGAUGGAGACAAACUUGGAGCAAAAAUGUUGGGUCAGUUUUGCGGUUCUACAAUUCCACCAACACUGAUCACAACAGGCAAUACUGCAGUUGUUAAAUUUGUCAGCAAUAAUGAGCGACAACAGCAAGGCUUCUAUGGGUACUGGACAACUAAUCUGACAGAUGUCCCUUACUCUCCCCCAAGGCAGCCCAAACCAUGGGACAAUGUUAAAGUGGAUUGGUUAAGCAACUGUGAUGCACAAUCCAAACCAUCUGUGGCUACAAAAUCUUUGCAACACUUUUCUUCAAUGUGGCAAGUAUCUGUUCAGAGUCAAACCCAACCAUUCCUGCCAUUCCAGCAUAGGUGUGGAGGAUCACUAAUAAAUUCACAAUGGGUUGUGUUCCCUGCUCAUUGUAUGGAUCAAGACCAGAAGCUCGAAUCAUUGAAGGUUUGCUUUGGACUUGACGUGGCAGAGAUGUGUGUUGGAAUUGAUGCUCUUAUCAGACACGAGAACUACAACUAUCCACAGAGCAAUGACCAAUCUUUUGAUAUAGCUUUACUGCAUCUAUCAAGGGAGGUGACUAACAUGCAACCAGUUUGUCUUCCUGAUUCAGAAGAAUUCCCAUCACCAGGAGAGCUCUGCUACUGGGCAGGUUGGGCUGCCAUAGGUGGACUGGAUUCUGCUACAUCCAAGGCAAGGUUUCAAACUCCAAUACCCAUCAUGCCUUUUGAAAUUUGUAGCCAGCCCAGAUAUUGGGAGAACCAUCUAACUACAUCAAUGUUAUGCACUGGAUUUGACUCACUUUCGAAGCUUAAGUCUAGUUGUAGAAGUGACGCAGAAGGAGCUCUGAUUUGUAAAUCUACUACAGGCACUGCCUGGGAACUUCAAGGAAUCACAAGCUUUGGGCCCAAGAACUGUCUGGUAGAUAGAAAGCCUCAGGUCUUCACCAGAGUGUCAGCCUACAAGGAGUGGAUUUCAGACCAGAUCAAAAAAUACACUUAUGAAAAAACCUUUGCAUAGGCCGUUCUCCAUUUAUUAUUUGGACUGCACUAAAAGAAAAAGCAACCAUAUUUAUACCUAAUAAGGAGCAGCUAAUUACACAACUAAAAUACCUAAAUGUUGUUGUUUUUUUUUUUACCUAUUGUAAUUUUGUUGAGCAUAGUUGUGAUUCACAUACCUGUAGACAGAGAGCAGACUGGAGAAACUGCAAGUAAAUUUGUUUGUCUGCUGUGCUGUAUACCACACAUCUCACAGCUGAUUAAUUAGAGUUGCAAAUCCUUUGGUAGGUAAAACAAUUCACACUUAUAUAUUUCAAAUGUGUAUUUAACUUUUUGCCUGGAGUUCCACCCUAAAUGGAGUUUAAAACACAAAAUAUCAUUGUGUACAUUUCUGUUCUUUUUAAUGUACCAAUAUUGCCACACCUGAUCAGUAUACAUAUUUGUAAGAUCUUUGUAUCUGCGUAAAAAUAAAGGAAUAAUUACAAACCUGGA
Molecule: messenger RNA, 4692 nt
Organism: Rana temporaria (common frog)
Lineage: Eukaryota; Metazoa; Chordata; Amphibia; Anura; Ranidae
Product: ovochymase-2-like
Exons: 25
Coding region: 80-4222 (1380 amino acids)
Biological process (GO): proteolysis
Molecular function (GO): serine-type endopeptidase activity
Source: RefSeq, a predicted model, not a curated record